Anolis carolinensis (green anole) is the source of this 3953-nucleotide messenger RNA. RefSeq names its product RASD family member 2 (gene rasd2). Lineage: Eukaryota; Metazoa; Chordata; Lepidosauria; Squamata; Anolidae. Gene Ontology annotation, biological process: signal transduction. Gene Ontology annotation, molecular function: GTP binding; G-protein beta-subunit binding; GTPase activity. The transcript is spliced from 3 exons. The coding region runs from base 576 to 1376 and encodes 266 amino acids. The record is from RefSeq and is a predicted model, not a curated record.
UCAAUAACAGUAAUAGUCUUGCCAAAAGUGGAGAGGAUGCAUUCCCUAGCUCUUGGGGAUAGAUGUGGCUUCAGAAGCCCCCCAAGGAGUUAUCUGGAUUUCAAGCUGCCAAGGCUAUCAAGUGGCCAAGCUUGAGGUGGAGGGAAAGAGUGUGCCUGGUCUGGAGGGGAGUGAACUAAGACUCGUGGCGGAAGAGAGAAAGGAAAAGAGGGCGGGAGGAGGGAAGGGAGGAGGGAAAGCGAGGGAGAGCGCGACUUCCUCAAAGUCCCGGAGAGCAAAGGCUGCAGCGACUGGUCCUUGUGCGUAAACUUUGAGCCAUGCGCGUCCUGUGAUUCAGCCCGGCUUGUCCUGAGGCGAGGAGGGGAGAGCCGACGCCGCUCAAACAGCACUCAGUUAAUCACCCUUCCCUUGCUUACAACCCAGGGAAGGAGAACUGGAGAAGAAGGAAGCCUCCGCCUGAAACUCCAGCAGCACUUCGCGCUGCAACUGAUUCUCGUCCGGAGAGGCAUCGCAUCCGAGCGCUGCGCCACGAGCCGGGAUUUCCUUUCCGAAAGAGAGAAAGAAAGAUUCAAGCAAUGAUGAAAACUAUGUCCAGUGGGAACUGCACCUUGAAUGUGCCAGCCAAGAACUCCUACCGGAUGGUUGUGCUGGGAGCCUCCAGGGUCGGCAAGAGUUCCAUUGUCUCACGGUUUCUCAAUGGUCGUUUUGAAGACCAGUACACACCCACAAUUGAAGAUUUCCAUCGCAAAGUCUACAACAUUCGUGGUGACAUGUACCAGCUGGACAUUUUGGAUACUUCUGGGAAUCACCCAUUCCCUGCCAUGAGAAGACUUUCUAUUCUCACAGGCGAUGUUUUCAUCCUAGUCUUCAGUCUAGAUAACAGAGAAUCCUUUGAUGAAGUCAAGAGACUGCAGCAACAGAUCCUUGAAGUCAAGUCAUGCCUGAAAAACAAGACUAAAGAAACAGGUGACCUGCCCAUGGUGAUCUGCGGCAACAAGCAUGAUCAUGGUGAACUGUACCGCCAAGUGAGCUCUGAAGAAGCAGAGAAGCUCGUCUCCAGCGAUGAGAAUUGUGCUUACUUUGAAGUCUCCGCCAAGAAGAACACCAAUGUGAAUGAGAUGUUCUAUGUGCUUUUCAGUAUGGCCAAGCUGCCCCAUGAGAUGAGUCCUGCCCUUCACAGGAAGAUCUCUGUCCAGUAUGGUGACACCUUCCACCAAAAGUCCUUCAGGAUGCACAGAGUCAAAGAGACAGAUGCUUAUGGCAUGAUCUCUCCCUUUGCUCGGAGACCCAGUGUCAACAGCGAUCUGAAAUACAUCAAAUCCAAAGUCCUCAGAGAAGGGCAAACGAGGGAGAGAGAAAAAUGCACAAUCCAGUGAAAGGAACUCUGCUGAGAUGGAGUAUGUAGAGUUUGCACAGUGCCUUAAAAAAGAAAAUGGCUGAUCCAAGAAGGUUGUCAAUGGAUCUAUGAGGGCCAAGCAAUGACUGAAAACCACAGUCAUGAGAAUAAGGCUUGAAACCACUUUGUCAACAGUACCGUACCACUGAUGUAAAGAAGUGAUUUCAAAGGACAGUAUUGUAAAUACUUGAAGCUGUCUGGUAAGCAGUUACCACAUGCAGCACUUAUGACUUGUUCUUUCGUUAUUAAAAAAGCACCCUGUUUCCUAUUUGUUUUUGUCUUCUUUGAAGAAACUGGGUGUAUAAAGAAGGCUGAAGAUCAGCACCAUGUGAGAAAAUUUGCUAAGGAUAACUGUGACUGGAUAGUUUUGCUGAAUUUCCAGGAUACAGUGGAUAGGUUUUGCAGUCAAGAUGAAAAACGGAGGAGCUUUUCUCCAAUUCUUCUUCACAAAGAAGACUCAUGGUGCAACUUCCUAUCUUGAUGUAAUGAAUUGAGAGUGGCUUCCAAGACCAUUUGUAUGUACAUAUCUAUAUGUAUAUAUCUGAUUGUCCUUCAGUGAAUUUGUCUGGUCUGAAGAAGGAAAAUGCACUUUUUUAACAUGGCAGUGGCAAUCCUUGAUAGCAUCAAAGCAAAUAUCACUUUGUAUUCUGGCUUUAAUUUUGUUUUUGUUUCUCAAGCAAAAGCAGAUGGCAAACUCUCUGUUUUAAUUGAAAUGUGAGCUAAUCUGCUAGUAUGAUCUGAAAAUGCCAACUGUUUCCAAGUUACAUAAUAUGUAUAGUAACUUUAACUUGUACUGUAAAACCCAGCACAUUUGACUGCUUCAUGUGAUUUUCUGUUCCUAAGAGGAAUAUCUUGAGGGGAAAUUUGACUCUUUACACUCCAAAUACCACCCCUCUUCACUUAGCAUAAUAAUGCUUCUAUUCAGUGCUCUGUCCCUCAAAACUAGGGCUUGGUAAUUUUAUUGGACUAACUUUUUAAAACUCCCAAAUGAGUAUGGACAGCAGCCUCCAGGAGUUCUGGAAUUAUAAUACAAAAAGGCUAUUCUCCUAAGCCCUGCUGACAACCACAGUGGCUAUGUAAUAUCGAAUCUCAUGAUCUGCCUGGUGCCUUGCACAGUUUUCCCACAUCAUAGUUAUUUUCCCGGACUUACAUCUGUGUCACUCUAUGUUUGCUGGCUGUGUCAGAUUUUUAUAGAUUUUUGGGAUUUCUGUGAAAUGGCAGGAAUCCAUGCUUUCCUCCAUUUCACAGAUCCUCAGAUCUCUCUCCAGCCUCACAUCUCUUUCCAAUCUUGUAUCUUAUUUGUUUGCUACUUACACUGUGUAUAAGAAGCUAGGCUGAAGAGGGACUGAGGAUCUGAAAGACUGAGGAUAUAGGGGGCCUUAUUUGGGGGUGGGUAUGUUACUAUACAGGAGAUCUCUGGGGAGCCAGCCAGCCACCCAUUUCCACCUUGUAGACAAACAAGCAAGAGUGUUGCACUUGCCCCUUAAAUGUGAAAGCAGGCAGCUGAUGACAAAAAAGUUUCAUAUUUUGGAGCAUUACAGACCUCAGAUUUUUGGGUUCAAUGCUCAACCGUAUAGUGACCUGAAACUGAAUCCAAUCUAAAUUUGUCAAAUUUUAAAUAGCAGUGAAAGGUCUGAUCCCUGGAUCUGAUUUAGCUAAUCAAAUAAAACAAACCUGCAAAAUUCAGGUUGUCUUGAAAGUCACAGCCACUGUUGAUGUGAGUGCCAGAGUACAAUGCGCAAGUUUAGUUUGAUUUCAAGAAUGUCAAACAUUUUUAAAAAAUCAUAAUACAAAUGGUUUUACUCAAUGUAUCUUUUUAUGCCAUAGUCUGCCUUGGUCCAGUUCUGAGUUUUGUGCCUGUUGCUCUUGAUAUAUAGGGGGCUAGCACCAUAAGAAUGGGAUAAAAAGGGGGACGCUCCAGCCUUCUUGAUUCAUAAUAUUCCCAUCCAAAUGUCCUCUGCCUCUCCCACUCUCCUUUCCCUCUGCCUCUCCCACUCUCCUUCUUUUGUUCCUUGGCGUGCUGGGACAACAGUGUGCACUGAUAAUAGUCAUUUUUAAGGGAAAAAAUUACCUCAAACAUGAAUGUGCAUUGAAGUGUGUUUGUGUGCAAGUGUGUGUGUGUGUGUAAAUAUAUAUAGAUGCACGCAAUGUAUGUUUGUAGCAGGGAGAAGACCUCAGUAAUGUCAACAUACUGUGUGCACAGUGUGUAUUGUAGAUAUUUUAGAUAUUCUGUACCAGCCGUUGAUGAUAUGACACCUCUGUGUUCUAUUAUACCUCAUGUUCUGUAGAUAUGUAAAUGGUACUGUGUGCUCUAUGAGCCGUACUGAGGCUGAAUGAAUGUUCACUCUGAUAUCUGACUGGCAACAAUGUUUGAAGCAUAUAUGCAGAGGUCCUUAACAAAUAAAAUUACAAUCCUUCUAUUCCUCAACCACAUGCCCUUCUUUGCCUUGCAAUGUAAAAAAAACAGUAUUGUCUAAUUUCCUCUAGUGCCAUGGCAACUAUCUAUAGUAUUUUCAAGUGACUAAAAACUUGUACAAUAAAAUAUAUAUAAAUAUAA